This is a messenger RNA of Spirodela intermedia, 6105 nucleotides long. NCBI's taxonomy places the organism in Eukaryota, Viridiplantae, Streptophyta, Magnoliopsida, Alismatales, Araceae. The record is from the annotation of a GenBank genome assembly.
AUGGGCUACGCCCAUCCUGACGCCCCUGAAAGGGGUCGUCGCCUCCAGCCGGCGGCCAUUGCAAUCACCUUGGCCGUGAUCUUCCUGGCGGGUAAUGUCCGUGGUGCGAUGGCCCAGGGGUAUCUACCACCCACGCAUCCUUCUCCAUCGCCGCCACCGCCUCCGUCUCCUCCUCCUUAUUACUACCCUUCUCCGCCUCCAUACCACUACAAAUCCCCACCCCCACCCUCACCCUCGCCUCCUCCUCCUUACAUCUACAAGUCCCCACCCCCACCCUCACCCUCGCCUCCUCCUCCUUACAUCUACAAGUCCCCACCCCCACCCUCACCCUCGCCUCCUCCUCCUUACAUCUACAAGUCCCCGCCCCCACCCUCACCCUCGCCUCCUCCUCCUUACAUCUACAAGUCCCCACCCCCACCCUCACCCUCGCCUCCUCCCCUCCUUACAUCUACAAGUCCCCCACCCCCCACCCUCACCCUCGCCUCCUCCUCCUUACAUCUACAAGUCCCCACCCCACCCUCACCCUCGCCUCCUCCUCCUUACAUCUACAAGUCCCCACCCCCACCCUCACUACCCCUCGCCUCACCCUCGCCUCCUCCUCCUACAUCUACAAGUCCCCACCCCCACCCUCACCCUCGCCUCCUCCUCCUUACAUCUACAAGUCCCCACCCCCACCCUCACCCUCGCCUCCUCCUCCUUACAUCUACAAGUCCCCACCCCCACCCUCACCCUCGCCUCCUCCUCCUUACAUCUACAAGUCCCCACCCCCACCCUCACCCUCGCCUCCUCCUCCCUACUACUACAACAAGUCCCCACCCCCACCCUCACCCUCGCCUCCUCCUCCCUACUACUACAAGUCCCCACCCCCACCCUCGCCGUCGCCUCCUCCUCCCUACUACUACAAGUCUCCACCACCACCCUCACCGUCGCCUCCUCCUCCCUACUACUAAAAAUCCCCACCCCCACAGUCAUCGUCUCCCUCUCCGCCAUACUACGAUAGCUCACUACCUCCGUCGCCUGGCUCUCCCUCGGGGAUCUCUCUCGAUUAGUACCUGCGUGGCCAGUAUCUUCUAUGCUGACAACGCUUAUCCUCAUCCACGAUCCUGCUGCGUUGUAGGCCUCUUUGUCGCAACAAGAACGUAAAUAAGUGGCACCUCAGGUGCUGGUUUAGGGUUCCUUCUGAAUCCUCCGGACAUGGUCGCGUUUUUCAUUUUUUUCUGGUUGUUUGUUCUCCAAUAUUACAUGGUAUGCUCCUCCUGUACGUUGUCAUAAAACAUAGACACCUGUUUGAGCAUCCCACUGUGUGUUCUAUCGUUCUCGUCUUCACUUGGGACGAGCUCCUCUCCGGAUCUUGGAAGGCCAGCCGGAUGCUCGAUUCUUUGGUUCAUUGAGGUCAUCCACGAACGGCAUGGCAAAGGCGAGAGUGUCUAUGAGGGCGGUUUGGCGGGGCGGACGCUAGUUUGCGGGAGGGAUUUCACGGAUCUGGCGGGAAAGAUUCCCAGAUCUUGCCAAAGCGGGCCGCGGGGACUUUUCUGGGAGAGUAGUCCGAUAGACAGACAGAUAGACGGAGAUUGAGAGAGAUAUCUAGAGAAAGAGAGGGAGAGCCUGAAUACCCAAAGUAGAAGCUCGACCAGCCUUUCGCUCUGGCUCAUGAAUGACGGAAUCACACGAGAGAGUCGACUGCCAUGAGGCGCACCAGUCAAGGGUAUCGUCACUCCCUGAUCUCGGAGUUUCCUUCUUUCUUGUUGCACUCACCAUCGUCAAUCCCACGUCAAUCUCAGGGAGAAAAUCAUGAAAUGCCGUAUCCCAGGAAACCUGUCUAAAUUUUAAAAAACUCACUCGUGUGCCGUAUUUUCCUCUUAAUAUCGUCACCCUUCAAUAGUUUGACCUCUUCGGACCAGACUCUGGAAAAGCCCUCGCCUCUUCCGCCAACUUUUAAAAAUGGAUUCAAGAUCAGGUAUGUCAACACGCAAAAAAAUCGAUUUGGGUCUUACAUUUUCGGUGUUAGUCUUCCGAGUAAGUGGAAGUCCGCCGCGUUCUUCUUCUGGGGUUCAUUUUCAACACAAGGUAUAGACAGGGUUUUAAGCUCGACUUGGCGGAAGUAUCAUCGGCUCCGGAACUUGGACCUCGUCUCCUAUUACUCUCUGUCACUCUCCCUCCCCCCCUAUCCUUCUCCGGAACUUUGACCUCUUCUCUCUCUCUCUCUCUCUCUCUCUCUCUCUCUCUCUCUCUCUCUCUCUCUCUCUCUCUCUCUCUCUCUCCCUCUCUCCCUCUCUCUCCCUCUCUCUCUCUCUCUCUCUCACCCCGAUCCCCUGAACCUGCCCUGCCUCCUGUCAUGCCUGUUUCCUUGCCCACCCUUUUCCCAAUCAUAUUCCCCACCUCCCUCCAACUGACUGGUAUGAGUAAUUAGGGCACAUUGGGUCAUAUCACGGCCCAUAAAAAUAUUGGGCUUGGGCCGAUGCAAGCUAGGACUUCAUAGCGUAGCCGACCCAGAUCCAGUUCAAUGAGACCCCUGGUUGGGCCGGGCCAUCCAUUUGACACCCUUAAAAUACCAUGAAUGAUUUAUAUUCAAUUAAGAAAAAAAAGAAUGCAAGACGAUAUUCUCAUUUAUACAUUAAAUAUUAAUAUUUUAAUAAUAAUAACUCGGUUAAACUUCCCCCCUUGCUCGUCAUGGAGAGAUGAAGCCUGGAUCUGGGCCUGAUUUACAGGCAGUUCUAAUCCGGCUUUUCGGCCCGUCCUGAAUCUGCGUUUGACCCAUUAUCAACCCAAUAGAUGGUUUCUUUAACUAUUAUCACCUCCCUUUGGGCCAUUUCUCUGGGAGUUGGACCUUCGGAGAGAAUUUCCGCCAUGAUCGCAGCGCAGAGCGGGAGUCCCACCUUCCUCGGCGCUCGCCAUGCUCGCCGAUGUCCCUGCUCCCGGAGACCGUCCGCUCGCUCGCUGCCUCUUUCAUUGAACCCUGGACGCCGGCGGAUGGCCUCCUCUUUCCCUUCGAAGCGGCCUUCGCUCGGGAAACUGGAGGGGAAUGGCGUCGGCCGGAUAUCUUGCUGCUCCUCUUCGGUUGACCCUCCGGCGAAGGCUCUGCGGAAGAUUCUGGAGUCACCAGGGAUCCACCAGGGGCCCGCUUGCUUCGACGCCCUCAGUGCUAAGCUCGUUGAGCACGCGGGAUUCAAGUUCUGCUUCACGAGCGGUAGGUGUUUGAUAUAUCCCACCGGGGCUUUGCUUCACUUUUUCUUUCCGAUAGGGAAAAAAUAGGCGUUUAUUUUUUCCGUCUCUAUCAGCAUGGGGCGAUGGUUAUUAUUUGGACGUUCUUUCUUGAAUGUGUGCUUACUUGAUCAUGUCUUUUUGUCAUACUGUUAGGUUAAAGUUUGCUCAUCGAACGUACGAUCGAUAAAGCAAGUAAAUUUUAAUUGCAUUUUACGAACAUAAUUUUAAAACAUUUUAUCCCAGAUUAUUCAAUGAAGAUAUUAGAGGCAUGCGGAAUUUUAUGGAUGACCUCUUAUACGCUCUUCACGUGAUAGUGACGGUGAGGUAAGAAGAAACUGUGAGAGGGAAGAAUCACUGUGCAUUCGCCUCUGGACGGCCUUCUAGAAAGUCUCGACAAGAUCUUCCUGUCCAUGCUUCUGGACGAAACCUUGAAAGAAAGGCAGGUCACUGUUAACACUUUAUUCUUAACACAAUGAAAAUAGCAACAUUGUUGCAGAAAUUUUGAGCGGCGAAUUUUUUAAUUGUAUCCAUGGAUUAGUAAUUAAGUCGAUUUCUUCUCAAACACUCAUGUCAUGCCUCAUCGUGUACCUCCAUUGUAUUCACAAUGUUUUUUUGAGAUAUAAAAUGACAAAACUCUUACAGAAUCAUCCAGUGCAAAGGGUAAGAUUUCUAACGGCCGGCUCUUUUUCUCAGGAUUUUCAGUUUCAGCUGCUAGAUUGGGUUUGCCAGAUGUUGGUCUUAUUUCUUACGGUGAAAUGGUUGAUCAAGGGGCACAAAUUACUCAAGCUGUCUCAAUUCCUGUUAUUGGAGAUGGAGAUAAUGGAUAUGGUAAUCAUAUGAAUGUUAAGAGGACUGUUAAGGGCUUUAUCAAAGCUGGUUUUGCAGGAAUCAUUCUUGAAGAUCAGGUUAACUAUCUAUGACAAAAUUAUUUUUUUAUUAUUUUAGAUGAUUCUUAUUUAAAAACAUUGACUGUGGUGAGUCCACUUGUAGAUUUAAAAAAAAAAAAUAGUGUACUAGUUUUCUUAGUUUGGAGAUACUGAUGGUUGCAAUGAAGAACUAGGAUUGAGAGUAUCUUGUCUUCCUCCUGUGCCUCUUCCACAGGUGUUGCCUAAAGCUUGCGGGCAUACUCAGGGGAGGAAAGUAGUCUCAAGGGAGGAGUCAGUGAUGCGCAUAAAGGCAGCAAUUGAUGCUCGGGAAGAAAGUGGUUCUGACAUUGUUAUCGUUGCACGCACUGAUUCUCGUCAAGCUGUAUCCUUGGAAGAAUCACUUUGGAGGUCACGGGCCUUUGCUGAUGCUGGAGCAGAUGUCCUUUUCAUUGAUGCACUUGCUUCUCGAGAAGAGAUGAAAGCCUUGUGUGAUAUUUCUCCUCUUCUUCCUAAGAUGGUAUGCCGCCUUGAUAUUGCUUGUGCAAAGUUUUUACGCCAGCAGCUAACGGGUCCAAAAUUUUCUUGUAGGCAAACAUGCUUGAAGGUGGGGGCAAGACCCCCAUACUGAACCCAAUCGAACUCGAGGAAUUGGGCUUUAAAAUCGUCAGCUAUCCACUCUCCCUGAUUGGGGUUUCCAUCCGAGCAAUGCAGGUGGGAAAUUUAAAAAUCACGAUCUUUAUUUAAUCUGUUCACUAAUGUCAUUUUCGAUGCACACAAAGUAUAACACUACAUUUUUUUGAAUUUUCCAUGCUUUUGAACUAGAGAGUUGGAGAAUGUAUGCAAUCCCUUAGAUGAUUUUAGAGCGUGUAAGAAUACAUCUUGAAUAUAUUUCUUGGGUACACAACCUCAUAUUUGGUCUCUCAUUCAUGCCCAUAUUUCUUAGGAUAUGCCUCAUUGUCCUCAAUCACAGGCAUCAUUUUGCAUCUUGGUCAGAAUCUUUGUUGGGCCUCGCCUCGCUUGACAAAUUAUCGAUAUUUCUAGGAUGCACUCGUGGCAAUUAAAAGCGGUCGGGUCCCUCCUCCCGGAAGCUUGCCGUCUUUCGAAGAAAUCAAAGAUACCAUCGGCUUCAACAAUUACUAUGAAGAAGAGAAGCGUUACACCACCACUGUCUCUCAAUUUUCCACUCGAAGCGGUACGUGCGUGCUCCUCUGUGCCUCACACCCCCUUCCAUACCUCUAACUCCACCUCUAAUCCUCUCUACUUUCUGUACAACCGGCGACAAUUCUGCCAGCGCAGAUAAUUACACAGCCCAACUAACCAGCCGUGAUUACACCGAACCAGCAUACCCUAAAGUCGAAGUGCUCCAGAACAGCGACCCAUAUGAUUCCAGGGGCCUCCUCUCUGGAAUAUGGUCCCGCACCCUGAGGAUCAAGAUUACAGCAAGGGAUGGGUUCGACAAACUUGACAUCAGGAUUCCUGUAAGCCUCUGGCCCCAUGGCAUCUAAGGAACAUGACUGUGGGGGGCGUUCAGCCCACGAGGACCCAUCUGAUGGCGCAUUGAUGUGCUUGCAUGCAGGCGGGCUUCCUUGAAGGAGCGACCAAGAUAAUCCCUGGUAUGGAAACUCCUUCCACCCGAGAUCGGCCUUCUUGUGGAAAUUUCUUGUGAAAAAAAGGCGGCUUCUUUGCCUCAGGCUUGGCAGGUGUGAAUAUCAUGGACAUGCUGGAAGAUGCCGCCAAGGAUGUCGUCGUCGACGGUUCUCAAGUGGGGAAGGUGCUUCUGGACAUCGACGACGCCAGGGGUGACCGGAUUCAAGUGUUUGUGGAGUGAUCAUCGGAAGCCCAUCUCCUCUCCUUCAUAAUUCGUCGAGCUUUGGGUUCAUCUCAUACUCUCUACGAAUGUGGCGUCCUGUUCAAUCUAGCAAUGGGCUUUGGCCUGAAGAUGAAAAUGAGGCCCGGAAUGGCCCAAACCGGGGAGUUGCUUUUUAUCAGGAUGUACGUGUCUCGCGUGCCACAUUUCCAUUUGUUUCUAUUUUAA